Messenger RNA from Setaria italica (foxtail millet), 2544 nucleotides. RefSeq names its product 26S proteasome regulatory subunit 6B homolog. Gene Ontology annotation, cellular component: proteasome regulatory particle, base subcomplex. Gene Ontology annotation, molecular function: proteasome-activating activity; ATP binding; ATP hydrolysis activity. The record is from RefSeq and is a predicted model, not a curated record. The transcript has 6 exons. Bases 246 to 1502 code for a protein of 418 amino acids. Gene Ontology annotation, biological process: proteasome-mediated ubiquitin-dependent protein catabolic process. NCBI's taxonomy places the organism in Eukaryota, Viridiplantae, Streptophyta, Magnoliopsida, Poales, Poaceae.
GGCCCAUCCGAGGCUUCGAGUCGGUUUAGGUCUCCUGAUUGCGCUGCAACGUUCUUGCAACACAAGUUGGUGACGGACUGGAACUCCGAAAUCUCCCCCCAUAAAAUUCUCUCCGCGUCCGUCUCUCUCUAUCGAUUCACCGCUUACGAAAUCCGUUGCUUCCGCCGCCGGCGAUCUCGCCUAGUCACCUGCGGCGUCGCGGGAUACACAAAAACAAACCCUAACCCUCGCCGCCUCCGCGCGCGAUGUCGGCCGCCGCCGUCGCCCCGACCCCUCCCGCCGCGGCCUUCCCGAUGGCGCCCCCGCCGGCCUACCCGGCCGCCGCCACCGCCGCCGCGCCCGCCGAGGGCCACGAAGACGACCUGUACGGCCGCCUCAAGUCGCUCCAGCGCGCCCUGGAGUUCGUCGAGAUCCAGGAGGACUGCGUCAAGGACGAGCUCAGGAACCUCAGGCGCGAGGAGGUGCGCAUGAAGGAGGAGGUGAAGCGAUGCCGGGCCACGCCGCUCGAGAUCGGCCAGUUUAUGGAGAUGGUCGACGCGGACCACGGCAUCGUUGCGCCCACCAGCGGCGGCAGCUUCUACGUGCGGGUCCUCAGCACCAUCGGCCGCGAGGAGCUCAAGCCCUCGGCGUCCGUCGCGCUGGACCGCCACUCCCACGCGCUCGUCGACGUGCUGCCGCCCGAGGCCGACUCCAGCAUUUCGCUGCUCGGCUCGGCGGAGAAGCCCAACGUUACCUACAAUGAUAUUGGAGGAUGUGAUAUCCAGAAGCAAGAGAUCAGGGAAGCUGUUGAGCUACCCUUGACACAGCAUGAAUUGUACAAGCAGAUUGGAAUUGAUCCUCCAAGAGGUGUGCUUUUGUUUGGUCCUCCAGGUACUGGCAAGACCAUGCUUGCCAAAGCUGUGGCCCAUCACACAACUGCUUCUUUUAUCAGAGUAAAUGGUUCAGAAUUUGUACAGAAGUACUUGGGCGAGGGCCCUAGGAUGGUUCGAGAUGUAUUCCGUUUGGCUAAGGAGAAUGCCCCUGCUAUCAUAUUCAUCGAUGAGGUUGAUGCAAUAGCCACUGCACGUUUUGAUGCUCAGACUGGUGCUGAUCGAGAAGUUCAGCGUAUUCUUAUGGAGCUACUCAAUCAGAUGGAUGGAUUUGAUCAAACAGUAAAUGUGAAGGUUAUAAUGGCAACUAACCGGGCAGAUACUCUAGAUCCAGCCUUGUUGCGUCCAGGUAGACUUGACAGAAAAAUUGAGUUCCCUCUUCCUGACCGACGGCAGAAGAGGCUUGUGUUCCAAGUCUGUACUGCCAAGAUGAACAUGAGUGACGAAGUUGAUUUGGAAGAUUUCAUUUCCAGACCAGAUAAGAUCAGCGCUGCAGAUAUCACGGCUAUAUGUCAAGAAGCUGGCAUGCAUGCUGUCCGGAAGAAUCGGUAUGUCAUCCUCCAGAAGGACUUCGAGAAGGGCUACCGGACCAACGUGAAGAAGCCUGAGACGGAGUUCGACUUCUACAAGUGAAUAAAGCAUGAGUGUUAAAAAUGCAGUCGUUACUGACUGCAUGCGUGGCCAGCUGCACACACGACUUGCCUGCCAUUUGUACUGACAAACUCGGACAUGACUUAUACUAGGUAGUAGUACUAAGCAACAAUGACUUCAAUUCAAGGCAAAUCCACUGAGAGGAACAAGAUUGAAGACUACAUCAUGUACCUAUUUGUGCAAUGUAUAUAAACAUGAAAGAGGUUAUAGUAAUACACUAAUACCUAUCUAGUUCCAGACCCCUUUUUUGUGUUUAUAUAUUUGCAAAUAUAAUUGACCUCAGCAAGUCCGAAGCUGCAGCACCAGCUAUCUGUCAUCAAGUUAUGGACACAUGCUCAAAGGAUUAGAUAAUCAGCUAGCCAAUCAUCAGGACACCAAUCAAGCCGAAAGGAUCAUCAACGGAUGGAGCACUAGUUUGACCAACAAGGCCGAGCCAUGGCAGGCAGCUACGAGUGGGAAAUCAUGGCCGCCACCGACUAUGAAUCAUUGGAGCUCGCUCAGCCCUGCGGCGACAAGAAUGCUCCGGCGCAUCCGUGUGCGGCGAUCAUUGGAUCAGAAUCGGGGAACAUUUCGCCGUGCGACAGUACGCGAGCCAACUAACGCUGGAGUGGUGGUCGUACUCGUACAAUACAAGUGCCCCGCCAAUCUGCCAUGUGGCGGCUACGAGUGCGGACGAAGUGGUGGUCGCCGACGCUAGCCGGCGGGACAAGCGUUCCCGUUGCCCAACAGAUUUGACGGCUCCAGCUGCGCGGAAUCUGAAUGCAAGAAUUUUGUGGAACCAGCAGUCUGCAGCGCACUCCAUCGGUUGCAAAAUAUCUAAAUUUUCUAUUUUCUCUUAUGCUUUUAUGACGCUAUAAUGUUUGUAUCCUAAGAAAAUUUAUAGAAUCCCGAAAAAAAACCUCCGUCCACCUAAACGUCCUAUGCAUUUAUGGAUGAAGGGGGUAAUAAAUAUAUGUCGUGCUACGUCAUCAGAAUGUAGGGACAUUUGUGAAUGUAAUAAAUAAAGUAGCCUCUCCAUCUUAAA